CUGAAGUGACGCGGUCUCCUUGGUUUCGACUUACUGCGCUUGCGCUCUAGAGAUUUACUGUCAUGGCGGCGUCGUUACAAAAAUAUGAGCUAAUUUUCAGCGAUUGACUUACUUAAAAAAUAAAAACACAGACGAGAACAUGCAUAGCGACAAGAAAAUAACCAAGGAAGACACGUGGAGACCAGCAGACCUGAAAAGACACAUCAGGGAGGAAGGACGUGGUGAUGACUAUACUAGGAAGCGAGGUGACAGUGAGAGAAAGCUCAGAGGUGGGGAAUCUAUAGAGAGACGCCGCAGGGACCCGGAGCAGGAGUACAGACGAGAGAGAGAGAAGGCGAAGGAAAGGGAGAGUACAAAAGACAGAAGAGAUGAAAACGAAAAAGACAGAUAUGCAGAUCGACGGAAAGAGGGCUCACGGGAUAGGAGAGGCGACAUGGAAAAGGAACAAAGAGAUGAGAGGGAUAGGGAGAAGAGAAGAGGAAGAGACAAGUUGGUGGAUGAAAAAAGGUACGUUGAAGAGAACAGAGACAGGAGGCAAAAUAGAGGGGAAAAUAUUGAGCGGGAGAGGGACACGGAAAGACACAGAGAUAAGGAGAAAGAGAGGGAAAGGGACAGAGAGAGACCCAACAAGGAAGACAGGGACAAAAGGAAGGAAGAUAGAGACAAGGAGAGAAGGAGAGAGGAACAGGACAGAAGGCACAGGACUGAGAAGGAGAGAAGGAGACAUGAGGAAAUUGGAGAAGGAGAAAGAGAUCGGCUAGAAAGGCAUGAAAGAGAGAAGAGAGAUCGGCAUCGAGAGAGAGGACAACACAAAGAUGAAUAUGAAGACAAGAGGAUCAACAAAGACAGACAAGCGAGACAUGCAGACAGAAAGGAACUGAAGGAGGAAAACGUGCACAAAGAAGAACAUAGAAGACAUAAAGAGGAGAGAGAAAGGAGACACAAAGAGAGAGGAUAUCAUGAUGAAAGGUGGAAGCUUGACAGUGAAUCCAGGGAGCAUAGACGCUUGAAGGGGCCAAGCGAAGAGGUCAGACCUCACCGUGGUGACAGAGAGCAAGCACAAUUGGACAAACGCAAAGAGAGAAGGCACAGAGAGGAGGAGGAGGAACCGGAAAGAAAUCAUCACAGCGACAGGACUGGCUCCAAGAAAUCAGCGUCUGACAAUAGUCAUAGGCAUGAUACUAAAACUGAGGUUGUCAAAGAUGAGGAUUUGGCUGACCAGGAAUAUGAAGAUGACUUUGAGAAACUGGAUUAUGAGGAGGAUUUUGAGGAGAUGGAUGAGAGUGCAGAUGAAGGUGAGGAUGAGAAGGAGCCACAGCAUCCAGAGGUGGCUGAAGAGAGGGAGGAACUUACACCACAAAGAAGAAAUGAAAUUGAAGCAAUUCAGAAAGCCAUGGAUGAAGAGAACAAGAGAGUUGGAACAGCUCAGUCCAGACAAAUAGCGAGCAGAGAGGAGGAAGAUCGGUCCAGAGGAUCUGAAAAGAACCAGAGUAGAGCCUCCCAACGCGGGAAGUUUAUCGACUUUGUGACCGCAAAGCAGCGUGAAGUCAGCAAGAAAGUCGCCACUAAACAGAAGAAACGCAGUACUGAGCUUCUUCGCUUGAUUGAUUUGGAUUUCUCGAUUACAUUCUCCCUUUUGGAUCUGUCCCCUGUUAAUGAAUAUGACAUGUAUAUUAGAAACUUUGGAACUGCCAACACUAAGCAGGCUUACGCUCAGUGUAACGAGGAUAAUGCAGACAGAGACAUUCAGACAGAGGAGAUAGAGGUGUGUGAGAAGUGGACGCAGCAUCCUCCAGAGCACAGUGGAGCCUGUGGUGAUCCGUACCUGUCCCAGGAAGCACGAGACAAAACCACAAGUGAAAUAAACUUUGAUUCUCAGCGUCUGGCAGCAUUUCUGCGCUCAGCCUCACAGGUCAUGGUUGUCCUGUUGGAAGAGGAUCAAGCUGAGAGAAAAUCCCUGAGGAAGCUGACAUCUCAAACAGACACACACUCUUUCAGCGAUGGAAGUUUACAGCUCAACACUAAGUUGCCUUUUCUUUAUGGUCGCAGCAUCAGCCUGGUGCACUUCUCUCAGGUCCAGAGGCACACCAUGAUGUCAGUCCACAGCCCUACGACUAAGCCCAGUGCUGUGCGUCUUGACAGCUGCACCAUCAUCUGCAUCUGGAACAUUUGGGAGCCAUCCAGACCUCAAAAAGUCCUUGUCUACGAAUCUGAGGUGCAGUGUUGUUGCUUCAGCCCAGGAAAGGCCAUAUUGGUGUUUGCGGGCACAGCUGUCGGCUCUGUGCUGCUGUGGGACCUGAGGGAGCACGCUAGUAACCAUUACCGCUUGAAGAUAGGAGAGGAUGAGUGGACUUUCCGACAGCCCACCUUCUCCACCGAUGCAGUGAUGGCCGGUUCAGGCCAUUUCUCAUCUGUGACAUCUGUAGAAGUCGUCCCCUCCGCUGUAGCAGGGGGGCUGAGGCCAGAGGUCCCCCUUUUGGCAUCUGAGGAAGAGUCAUCAGGAUUAUCAUUCCAGCUGGCUUCUCUGGAUGAAAGUGGGGUUUUAAAUUUCUGGGUGGUAGUGGAACUCCCAAAAGCCAACGAGGCCGGCUCUCCAACAGAUCUCGGGCUCAGACCUGGGGGCAAAGUGAAGUUGCUUCACAGCUCCUCCCUCCUCACUGCUGAGAGGGUAUCACCACGAGAUGCAGUGAAAACAGGGCCGUCACAGACACUUCAUUUAAAAUUCCUCCCAACAGACUCCAAUCAUUUCUUUAUCGGCACCAAUAUGGGUCUAGUCAAUCAUGGAACGAGUCACGGUUUGAAGGCGCCACCGAAGUUUUACAGGUUUCAGGAGGCUGGAGUCCGGCCCGUUGAUGUCAGCGCGAUCCACUUUUCUCCCUUCAGGCAACACUUGUUCUUGGUGGGUUGUGGUGAUGGCAGUAUCAGGCUGCAUGCAGUCAGCCGUGAGCAGCCUCUGACAGAGUGGAAGAAUAGUACAGCUGGUGAGCCCGUGGUCUCACUGCAGUGGGCCCAAACCAGACCAGCAGUCUUCUGUGUGCUCGAUGCAGCCUCUAAUCUCCACAUAUGGGACCUGCUGAAAAAUGACAGAGAGCCUGUGGUCACCGAAAGCAUGAAUUCUGACAGGGUGAUAGCCAUGGCUGUGUUUGGAGACUCAGGACAACAAAACACAUAUUCAGGAGUAGCACUGGCACACGAGUCAGGAAAAAUAGAAAUGUCGUAUUUCACAAGACAUUUUACUGUACCCGUUACUGCAGAAGAGGAGAAACUGGAGAGCAUGAUGACUGAAGCCUUCUGAAACACUGCAGCUUGUAUGGCUGCAUUUAGACUGGUGUGUUUGUGUUAAUUCAAACGAUUUACUGCACUUUUAGCCUCUGGAAGAGCAUAAAGAUCAAUUUAUAAAUC
Molecule: messenger RNA, 3402 nt
Organism: Micropterus dolomieu (smallmouth bass)
Lineage: Eukaryota; Metazoa; Chordata; Actinopteri; Centrarchiformes; Centrarchidae
Gene: dync2i1
Product: dynein 2 intermediate chain 1
Exons: 23
Coding region: 140-3295 (1051 amino acids)
Biological process (GO): intraciliary transport
Cellular component (GO): cytoplasmic dynein complex
Molecular function (GO): dynein light chain binding; dynein heavy chain binding
Source: RefSeq, a predicted model, not a curated record